AGCAGAGCCUUCCUUACCAUUGCAAUAGGGGGGAGCAAAGCCCACUUUGCAAUCUGUUUUGCAAGGUGUGCAAUUGCAGUUCUUUCCUCUGCAAGGAGAUCUGGUCUAGGAAGUAAGAAAAACUCCAGUUGCAUGAAGAUUGAGCGCUUGCAGUUUGCAUCUUUGUUGCAAAACUAGCUACAGAAGAGAGAAGGCAAAGUCUUUUGUGUUCCCCUCCCCCAUCAGAGCAGAGGGGAAAAUGUCUCAACCGAGAGGCAGGAAGAAAAAUCCAGGGCUGAAAAUUCCUAAAGAAGCGUUUGAACAGCCGCAGACAAGCUCUACGCCACCUAGAGAUUUGGACUCCAAAGCCUGCAUCAAUAUUGGUGACAAGAAUUUUGAAGUCAAGGCUGAUGACCUGGAGCCAAUAUCAGAACUAGGACGUGGUGCAUACGGGGUGGUAGAGAUGAUGCGGCAUAUGCCCAGUGGGCAAAUAAUGGCAGUGAAGCGAAUUCGCGCCACAGUGAACAGCCAGGAGCAGAAGAGGCUACUGAUGGACCUAGACAUUUCCAUGAGGACAGUAGACUGUCACUUCACGGUCACUUUCUAUGGUGCGCUGUUUAGAGAGGGAGAUGUGUGGAUUUGCAUGGAACUUAUGGACACAUCACUGGACAAGUUCUACAAGCAAGUCAUUGACAAAGGUUUGACGAUUCCCGAGGACAUCCUAGGAAAAAUAGCUGUCUCAAUUGUCAAAGCAUUAGAGCACCUACACAGUAAGCUCUCUGUAAUUCACCGAGAUGUCAAGCCUUCCAAUGUACUGAUCAAUACACUGGGACAGGUGAAAAUGUGUGAUUUUGGAAUUAGUGGCUACCUUGUUGAUUCUGUGGCCAAGACAAUGGAUGCUGGCUGUAAACCUUACAUGGCACCUGAAAGAAUCAACCCUGAGCUAAACCAAAAGGGAUACAGUGUUAAAUCUGAUAUUUGGAGCCUGGGAAUCACAAUG
Molecule: messenger RNA, 979 nt
Organism: Varanus komodoensis (Komodo dragon)
Lineage: Eukaryota; Metazoa; Chordata; Lepidosauria; Squamata; Varanidae
Product: dual specificity mitogen-activated protein kinase kinase 6
Exons: 9
Biological process (GO): protein phosphorylation; MAPK cascade
Molecular function (GO): MAP kinase kinase activity; ATP binding
Source: RefSeq, a predicted model, not a curated record